AUUGAAGAUAAACACUAGCUGGUCUCGCGCUGUGUGGCACGUCAACUGUGUCUUGACUUGACCUGAACGAUUUGUAGAGCUUUGCUGUGACAGACAAGUACUUAUAUCCAGAACCACGUCUUCUUCGGGACUACCUUAAUAUCGUAACAGAACCAAACGAGAGCUCCUAAGAUGUCUCCUGAAGACCGUGGGGCAGGAAUGAGUUUGACGAAUCGACUGAUGUCAGUGGGGAAGCCCAGUUGAUUGCUUUUGUGCAAUACAAAGACAUUUCGGAAAUGAAUGAGCACAUUCUGUUCUGCAAGAAGCUAACGGGGAGAACUACAGAGAGGCAUUGGCUAGCAAGAGAAGGAGUCCUGAGUUACAUGAUGUUUUGAAGGACAAAGCGACAGUGAUUCACUUUAUCAAGUCCAGGCUUCUGAAUCACCGAUUGUUUGAAAGGCUCUGUGAUGACAGCGGGACUGAGCACAAGCAGCUACGGCUUCACACCGAUGUCCGUUGGCUAUCCAGAGGGAAAUGCUAGCGGCUUUUUGAGCUGCGUGGGGAACUGGGAGAUCAUUGAUGCGGGCCAGGACAGCAGAUCUGGAGCUGGGCUACAGGUCACAGACUCCUGGACGAGCUUCAAGCUCUUUCUGCAGGAGACCUCCUCCUUCAAGCAGCAGAAUCCAGGCAAGUUUUGCUUGCUGGUCUGCAGUUUGUGCACCUUUUUGGCUGUCUUAGGACGCUACAUUCCAGGUGUUCUCAUCUUAUAUGUUUUAGUGCUGGGAGUCUUCCUGUGGCCACUGAUGACAGCGCAUGACUUUGGGUUGUGGAUGAAGCCAGUUCUGCAGAAGCUGGACUUCGGACUGGAAAGAUUCCUUCAGAAAAUCAGAGAGAAUCAUGAAAAGAGACUCCUUCUGGCACAAGCUGACCGGGAGAGUAUUGAAGCCGAUCUGUCCUCCCUUUUCCCCAAGUUGGACUCCACAGUUUGUAAGGAGAUGUCGAUAUCGGAUACAGAGGCCUCUGAUGUAACGUGGACAGACAACGGAACGUUUAACCUGUCUGAGGGACAUACGCCCCAGACUGAGAACUCAGAUGACCUAGACAGAGAAGAACUAUUCAUAGGGGGCCUCCCGGAAUUCCCCUCCUUGGACAACGGCACCAAUGGGGAGGACGAUGACGACCUGAGCAUCGGCCUACCCACACCCCCUCCCCAACCCCAGCACAGCAGAGCCAAGGGGGGGUCCGUGCCCCCGCUCCAGGGGGACCCUUCCACCCAGGCCAUGGAGUUUGUCCACAAGAUGGCGGGCAAUGUCAUUGCAGCCGCUGCCACCGCUGUCAUUCAGGAGAGGCUGGAGGCCGCCAUCGGUAGCACCAUACCCACAGACCCCCACCCCAGGUCCCUGCUGUUCCCCAACCCCACGACACUGCUGCCCCUGGACCUGGCAGAGGAGUCGUCAUCGGACAGCGAUGUGGAGGAAUUUGAGCUGCUGGACCAGUCCGAGCUGGAGCAGCUGGAAGGGGAGCUGGGCCUUGGGGCGAGCGCAGGAGUGGCGGCCAAAGAGCCCAAAAAAUCAUUGUCUUCUUCCAGUGGCUUCUUUUCAAAACUCCUGGGCCGCCAUUGAUUAGAGCAGGGGUGUCAGGAGGAUGUGGUGCAGUUCUAGUAUGGGGUUAGAGGAUAGAGGGCACAUGGAAACAGAGAGAGGCCUUGUUUGGGGGGUGGGGAGGAUAGGGGUGCAGAGACUGGGGGUUUGGCGAAACAAUAUGGUGUUGCAUUCUUUUUCCAGUUGUACUAAUAAUGAAUAUUCCGGCAUUACAUGAUCGAUAUGUUCGAGAGCGAAAGGAAGGGAGUGUUCAGCAAGCAUGAUGCUAUAUGGAGCUGUGGAGUUGUCAGGGGGCUGUGUCAGUGUUGGUGUGGUGAGAUUGUAACUUUUAUUUAACGAUUUUCACAUCAUCAACCUGUAGUAAAGUUAUGGGUAGGAAUGGAAUGUGGUGGUGUUUCUGAUUUGCUGCCAAAAGGACAAGAUUUGUGUUUUGUUGGUUAAUUUCUUCAACAGAUGAUCAGGUCUAUAUAAUUAUCAAACAUACAUUAGUAAUGGAAAGGAAACACAGACUUUUUGUUUAAGUAUUAAAAUACUAAUUUCAGUAAUACAAUUGUAGGCAGAAAUUGAUGCAGAGUACAGUAUAUGAUAGUUCUCCCCAAGUUCUGCAAAGUGUCUAAGAGAUCCUGUAACUCAUCGCCUCCCCAAUCCCCCUUACAUAACUUUCCCUAGCAACAACAUUUUAAUAAAUCUAACCUCCCCUCUGACAGCAGGAACCAUCUUAUCAGCAAGUAAAAUCUCAGAUGUGGAUUUGACCAAAAUCACAAGUAUAGAGUCAUAACAAGGUGAACGAGUCUAAGCAUCUUCUGAGAAGGGACUGGUUUCAUCAGGUCUGUGGCAGCCUUGUGUUCUCAGAGAACCAGAUAACACAGGUCUGUGGCAGCCUUGUGUUCUCAGAGAACCAGAUAACACAGGUCUGUGGCAGCCUUGUGUUCUCAGAGAACCAGAUAACACAGGUCUGUGGCAGCCUUGUGUUCUCAGAGAACCAGAUAACACAGGUCUGUGGCAGCCUUGUGUUCUCAGAGAACCAGAUAACACAGGUCUGUGGCAGCCUUGUGUUCUCAGAGAACCAGAUAACCACGGUGGGAUCCAGACAGGAAGAGUCUGGAGUCUGACACUUCUGAUAGUGUCUGAAGGGCACAACACUCAAAACAGAUGUUAACACACACACACACACACACAGGUCUCCUGAGGAGACCUUACAAUUUAUCAUAACAUAAUUUAAUGAAACCCUAUAAAAGGUAUGAGGCCUUGGUUUAACCUUCUUUAGUUUCAAGAUUCAUACACUGGCCGAUUGGGCCCAUUCAACUCCAUCACCCAUUAAUCUACAGUACAGCUUAAUUCGACCAGACCUACGACAACGCUGACAAUCAUCUGUGCUAACAAUGGAACCAAUUGUACAAACCCAUACUGUUUGUGCAUAUUGGUUCUUACUGAAGCACAAGUAAGGUAACAAAUCCUGUAGUUAACUGGAACAUGCAACGAUGGGAUGACAGAUAAUAGUAAAAUUAUAUUUUGUAUAUUUUUUUUUUCUUUUCGUUUUUUUUUUAAAUUUUGUAUAUUGUUCACGGAGUCAUAAUAUAGGUGAGGGACUUCACAUUUUCGACAUGCAGUAGGUCUCACGAUAUUAUGCUAAUUAUUAUGCUAAUUAUUAUGCUAAUCUUUUGACCUUUAACGGAUGUUCAGUAACACUUUUCUAAAAAAGAGAUAUUCCUCUCAAAUCUAACAUAAAACCUUAUAUUUUGAGUGGAACAUCCUUUUAAAGUUCAUUGUCUGUCGCACACCAGAAAUAACAUGCACAAGCACUUACAAUAAACUAUUCCGGAAAAGGACAUGGGGGGAACAGAGGGUUAAAUACACAACAUGUAAUGAUGGAAUUGAAAACAGGUGUGUGGGAAGACAAGACAAAACAAAUGGAAAACGAAAAGUGGAUUGAUGAUGGCUAGAAGCCCGGCGACGCCAAACGCCGAACAGGGAGAGGAACCAACUUUGGUGGAAGUCGUGAUAGUGGCUGACAUAUGACUGACACAAGAAUGUUGUAAUUUCUCUUUGAAAAUUUUGUGACAAACCAUUUAUAAGUUCAUUGGGCACUGACUUUUUUUUCCUGUCAAUGUUUCCUUGUCUGGUGACUUUGUCAGGACAAAGUAAUUGAACUGAAAUAGCACUUGAUUCAUUCUGCUUGUGAAUGGUUCAUCAGUCACAAACUAGUGUUAUGUCAGUGUUAUGACAGAAUCCAUGUCAGUCAGGUAGCAGUAUUAUAAAGCUGUUAUAGCUCUCUAUACUUCAAGCAAAGUGUUGCUCCACAUUUUAUUUGUACUUGUACCUUAUUAUUUGACAAUGCAACUAGGCACUUUGGACAUAAUCACUUAGUAGUGACCGUUUUAAACUUCAUGCAAACAGAAUGUAAGAUCUCUUUCGUUGGACAUGAAAGAUUCACCAUAACAACUUGCACGGUACAUGAUUGAGGUUGUCUGUCGAUCGCAAAGAGGUCAUUUAGAAAAUUCACCCCAAAAUGUUUAGGUGGGGAUAUGCACCUGCAAGUUGCCAUUGUUACUGUGUAAUUUGUUUUAAGUUAAUGUUCGCCUUCUUGAGUAAAGUUGAAGGGCUAACUGAGCUCAAUAUGUCAUAAGGAAUUGACCAGGCCCACAAAUUGGGGAAAACAAACAUUGUUUCCUAUUGACCCCCAUUGUAAAAGAGCCAACUUCGUCAUAGAUUUUUUUGUUGUGCCGAAAAGCUGUAACCAGGUCAAAAAUCCCGACCUACGGUUCGCAAUGCUCCCAUGUAGGAAAAUAGAGCCUGGGAGAAGAGCCCUUUGGCUUCAGGCUAUUCGGCAUCAGAGAGUGGGAAAUUGUGGGGACCCGGUGUCAAAGUAGGCUACACGUACCUAUGUGUGUGGAAAACAUUUAAUGACAGAUAAAGACAUUAUUUAACUUGAUUAGUAUAGUCUGUUUGUAGCUACUUGUAGCUGUAUAGUCCAUUUGCUUGCGUUUUUGGUAUUGGCUAGCUUAAUGUUUCGGUCGUAGCUAGCUAGCACUCACUCUCACGUGGCUGCUAGCACCAUAAUGAAAAGGGGCAUGAAGGAAUUCCUAUAAUAUGACCUUCUAAGUAGUGAGAAUGCUCGGGAGCAGGCAAUGUUAAAAAUGAAUCUUUAGACGUACUUUUCUGAAAUGUAGUUUUGUAAUUGACUUAAGACAAGCAGACAACAAGAGAAAGGUCAAGUUGUUGCUGUGAGCCAAUGGGGUAACCUAGGUAACCACCAUUUUUUUUUGUUGCCAACAGGCAGGCUGGGCCUGCUGCAGUUCUAUCUAAUACCGACUGGGACUAUCCAAACAAAAUAAUAAAAGUUAUCAGACCAGGCUUGUGUUUCCGAUGAUUGACAAGGGUAGGAGGUACAUCCUGGGGGAAAAUAUAUUUCAUAUUGCGCAACACUUAAUUGAUUAUUGAAUAUGCCAAUAAUAAACCCCUGUGCUAAAAACAAGAUUGACAACAUGUAAUAACCAUUAAUUCUUGAUUCUCCAUCAUUAUAGCCUGCCUUUUUCUAAAUAUAUGCUAUGACUGUCAAGACAAAUAUAUGCAUUUUACACCACGGAUAAUGAACAUAUAGCAUAUAAUCGGGAGUUUAAACAAGCCAUUUAUUGAUUAACAAUAGCCAUGAGUUAUUAUGCAUUCUGUUCGCUAUCAUGUCAAAUCAUGGCAGUAUGUGAUUGCCUUACAGUGACAAAUCCACUGAACUGUGUCUUUAAACUGCUCAAUAGUUUCCUCACAUUAGAAAGAUCAUCUUACACACUUGUGAGUUGUUAGUUAUUUGUCUGAAGUGAAGCAUAAUCAAAAUGUAGUUGUAUGUAAAUGAUCAAGAAUAUUAUUAAUAAAGUGUGAAAAUGUAACACCUUG
Messenger RNA from Oncorhynchus keta (chum salmon), 5468 nucleotides. RefSeq names its product reticulophagy regulator 1 (gene retreg1). Gene Ontology annotation, biological process: negative regulation of neuron apoptotic process; reticulophagy. Gene Ontology annotation, cellular component: endoplasmic reticulum membrane. The coding region runs from base 447 to 1601 and encodes 384 amino acids. The record is from RefSeq and is a predicted model, not a curated record. The transcript has 10 exons. NCBI's taxonomy places the organism in Eukaryota, Metazoa, Chordata, Actinopteri, Salmoniformes, Salmonidae.